AUGAGCUGGGCUGACCUGCAGAAAGAGGUUGCGCUGCUGUCGCGAUUCCUGACGCAAGUGCCAGGUCUCGCACCAGGCGUUCGACUUGGUGUCCUUGGACGCAACAGUGCAGAAUACCUCCAGCUCAUGUACGCCUGCGCCGACGCUGGUGUCAUUGUCGUACCUCUCAACACUCGUUGGGCCAUUGGCGAGUUGCGACAUGCCGUGAUGGACAGCGGCAUCAAAGUCUUGGCCAUCCUGGACUGUGAGUUUUUCGGUACAGCGCUAGAUCUAUGCACAGUCGCACCGGCUGCAGGUCGUGGCCCUUCGUGUCUGAUGGUUGGACCUCAGACCUGUACCUCUUCCCCGACCUCUGUGGAGAGAUCGGAGGUAUCGGCAUGGCGAAGAAUUUCCGUUGGUCAGGGUGACGCUGAAAGGGAAGGGUGGCGAGGGGUGGACGAUUCGCGAGGUGAUUUCGUGCCUGCUCGGGCUGCCGAAGAGGGCAUGGGAGAGCAGCGGCGGAGUGACGACCAUGAUUGUUGCGAUUCCGCGCAAAGCGUUGGCGGUGCUACGCUUGAGGCUGAAGGCACACGAGACGUUUUCUGCAUCGUGUACACAAGCGGAAGCACGGGCCGAUCAAAGGGGGUGGCACUAACGCACGAAGGGCAGGUCUUUCAAGCCGAUGCGAAGUGCGUCCAGUUGAACUUCACAUCCUCGACCACCUACCUCAACGUGCUGCCAUUGUUUCACGUGGGUGGCAUAAGUGCUGCUCUCGCUGUAACUCUGGUCGGUGGGUGCCACGUUUUUGUGCCGAGAUUCGCUCCCGGGUGCGCCGUUGCCGCCAUUCAGGCAGGACGCGUAAACUCCAUCGUAGUGGUUCCUACCAUGCUGCACGUGCUGGUCAAGGAAGCGAGCAGCGAGUCGUCAACCUCAGACGACACGGCGCACCCACUAGCAGCCAUCGACACUGUUGUAGUUGGCGGGCAACCGAUGUCUGGUCGCUUGGAGCGUCUUGCGCGAGGUUGCAUGCCCGGCGCCAGGUUUGUUCAGACUUACGCGUGCACGGAAGCAGGUUCCACCAUCGCGUUCGCUUUCUCCCCACCUCUUGGUGCAUCUCAGCGCGACCCUAACGGAGGAUGUGGGGCGAAAUCCACCGUACCAGAGCGAGCGCACGACUUGUGGGCCACGGCAGGAAGUCCUGCUGAGCAUGUGGAGAUCAGGGUGGUAGAGCGGGGGCCGUCAGACGGCGCCCACCCCGCGCGUCCUGCUAGCGCAGGUACUGUCGGAGAGGUGGAGACGCGCGGCCCCCACGUAAUGAAGGGCUACUGGAACAGGCCGGAUCUUACCGCCGAGGCUAUUCGUCCUGAUGGCUGGUUGCGAACCGGUGAUCUUGGCCGCCUCGAUGAAACAAGUGGUCGACUCAUGAUUGUUGGACGGGCGAAGGACGUGAUUAAGACGGGGGGCGAGAAAGUCCACUCCAGUGAGGUCGAGAGUGUUUUGUUGAGGCACGUUUGGGUUGCGGAGGCAGCCGCGUAUGGCGUGGAUGACGAGCGAUUAGGGGAGAAGGUAGCGGCAAGCGUGGUGUUGGACGAUGCUGCUCAGGACGAUGAGGGGGCUAUUACUUGUGAUAGAGCUAGGGCAGUCUUGGAUAGGUUUUGUGGGCUACAUCUUAGCCCCUACAAGCGGCCACGGCAGAUACACGUUGUGCCGGCGCUGCCUAGAAAUAGUGCAGGGAAGAUCUUGCGGCACAUGCUGCGAGCUUCCUUGUGAUGAGAGACGUAUUGAGGGCAAGCAUACCAAUUUGGAAGCUUUGCAGCAUCAUUGCUCUUGAUGAACGGUACGUAAAUGUACGCUUCAAGACAUAGGUCUUCCAUGCGGUACAAGGGAUACAAGUUCUGGGUACAAUGUCCAGUCCUUACAUCUUUCGGCACAAAUCUGGAAAUUUUGGACGCACCAGCCGGGGUCAUACUGGAGGCAGGCUACACAAAAGGUGUUUCUCCGCCUUCUGCGUUGCUUGCCUCGAUGUUUAUCGCUUAAGGAUUCAACCAUUACUUCCCCUCGUCUUUUUUUGCGUGGAAACGAGUGAUCGCUUUCCACCUUUAGACUAUUUGUUUGGGGCAUAUUGUGAGAAAGAUCCCAGUUCGUGUGACUGCACCGAACACCUCGGAGGUGUUCUUACGCUUGGUUUCAUUCAUUCGUGAGUAGUCUAGAUGUUAAAUUCUAUUGGGGGUUGGCACCUCUUACUGUUCGUGAACAUGUCGAACUGACGAUAGGGGUGGCUCUGAAUCCAGCUCUUUUGGUAAUU
This is a messenger RNA of Ectocarpus sp. CCAP 1310/34, 2284 nucleotides long. The record is from the annotation of a GenBank genome assembly. Lineage: Eukaryota; Phaeophyceae; Ectocarpales; Ectocarpaceae.